Messenger RNA from Saccostrea echinata, 2352 nucleotides. RefSeq names its product ankyrin repeat and KH domain-containing protein 1-like. The transcript has 9 exons. Gene Ontology annotation, biological process: intracellular signal transduction. The coding region runs from base 250 to 1581 and encodes 443 amino acids. The record is from RefSeq and is a predicted model, not a curated record. Lineage: Eukaryota; Metazoa; Mollusca; Bivalvia; Ostreida; Ostreidae. Gene Ontology annotation, molecular function: protein binding.
AAUCACUUUGUUGUGAUGUCAUUUGUAUAUUGACCUGACCCUAAGAUGAUGUUGAGUGCACGAGAAUUUAAUCUCAAGGACAUCGAAGAAACUUUCAGAAAGUGAUAAGGAUAUGAGGAGAACAGCUGCAGCAAAUAGAGAAUAUAUAUGAUCCCAAGAAAGAGCUAAGGUCCUUUUCACGGAGUGAAGAAAUACUGAUAUAGGCCAAUAAUGGAAAGGUAGUGUCAGACAGAAAAUAAACAAGUGAAUAUGGAGAAAAUGUUCCAGAUAAUCAAGAACAACAACAUAACAGAGCUGAGAUCUAUGCUGUUAGUUAGAGGGGGCACAGACUAUGUAAUAGAUGGAUUAGCAUAUGCCUGUAGCAGAGGAAGAGAGGAAAUGGUAGAAAUAAUAAUUGAAAACAUCAAACAAAAUGAGCAGAAUGAGAAAACAAGAAUGAUGAAGAUAGGAGACUUCAUCUACACCAACACUGUCCUAGACAUUCAUAAUGUAAAUGGGGAGACACCAUUGACUUGUGCUGCUCAAGCUAAUCACCGUAAGAUUUGUGAGAUGCUGUUAGAAGAAGGAGCUUGUAUAAACCAGACAACACAGUAUGUCCAUCAGACUCCUCUACAUGUAGCUGUAGAACAUGGGAACACAGAGAUAGUAGAAUAUUUAAUACAACAGGGAGCAGAUGUCCAGAUCCCUGACAAUGUGAACAUCUCACCCCUGUAUACUGCCAUAAAGGGGGGAAACUCUGUUAUAGUGCACAUGCUUAUAGAUGCUGGAUGUGAUGUUAAUUUGGGCAGUCAAGACCAUGCUCCAAUUUUCUUGACUGCAAGACUAGGAUUGUUACCAAUCACACAGGCACUUUGUGAAGCAGGUUGCAACAAGGAUUUUGCAAAUAAGUAUGGUGUAACUCCACUUGCAGAGGCAGUGCAGAAAGACCAUUUAGAUAUUGUGGAGUACCUGGUUGGUCAGCAGUGUGAUGUAAACAAAACGGAUAUCAAUGGAACAAGUGCACUACACAUUGCUUGUCGAUUGGGGAAUCUGGAUGCAGUCACACUUCUCAUGAAUGGUGGGGCUAAUCCAAUAUUGAAGAAUUCCAGUGGUCAAACCGCCUUUCAAUUGGCCAUAGAAAAUAACAGAUACGAAGUAGUGGAGUAUUUGAUGAAUCUGGGUGCUGAUAUUUUAUCUCAACCAUUUGCAAAUAAAAGCUUAAGUAGUAUUUCUAAGGUGUUUGACAGAGGUCACAUACAAACAGCUGAAGUUUUGCUUAGAGGAUGCCCAAAGUUACCCCUCCCUCACUAUCCUGGGGUCACAGACAUGUUCUGCAACCAUAGUCACCUGAUGAAGAUGUUAUUUCUGUCUGGUAUCCAGACCAUUCCUGGAGUCCUUAUUGUGCCCAGACUUCAUCCUCAGCAUGUUAACCACAAAGAGAUCUCAGACUGGCUGAAAAACUUCCACAAAAACCCACUCUCCCUGCAGUCAUUGUGUCGAAUCCGAGUGCGCAGGUGCCUUGGAAAUACUUUAUUGUUAAAGGUUAAAUUUUUGCCAAUACCGCCUUAUCUUAAAGAUUUUGUUGCUCUGAAACAUCUGUAAUUGUUUUUAAUGUCACAUGUAUGUUUCACAUUCAAUGCAAACUGUUACAGGUCUAUGUCAAAUUUUUUAUGUUUUUAUUUACAUGUACAAAUGUUGGUAUCCUUUAUAGAAUGUAGCAAGACAUUUUUUCAAUGAAUUUUUUUAACGAUCAUGUUCUUUUUCUAGUCAUAAAUGAAAAAACAUCCCUUGUACUUCUCAAGGGAGAUUCUUCAUAUCUACUUGCUUGUUGGUGUAGUUAGACUUGUUAUUAAUUCUGCAUUUGUUACAGUUACGGUAUACAUGUAUAACAGCUAUGGUUAUUAUGUAUAGUUUUAUUUGUGAAGUUAGUAUAUUGUAUGAGAGGUGAUCAAAAAGUUCGCAAACUAAUUGAAAUACCAUAUAGCGGGUUUCUUUAGCAGGUGCAAAAUUUGGCGUUUUGCUUGCUCAAAGGUAUGCCAAUAAUUUUGAUGGAACUUUUUUUGGUGGGCACACAGUUCAAUGACGUUAUUAAAAAAAAAGUAAGUUCAUCAUUUAGAUGGGUUUUCAGUACGUUUAAUCUAUGCUUGAUACCGAUUCACACAAGAUUUUGAGUAAAACUAAUACCAAAUAAAAGAUAAAUUUUUAAAUAACAUACAGAUCAAAGUUAAGUUCUUUUGGUUUAGUACUUACACAAAAGCAAAUUUAGCGAUUAAAAUUUUAGCGGACUGCUUCAAAACCGCUUAAAUAAGCCAAAAUUAGCACCCCCCUAAAAAAUCCCACUAUACGGUACUUCCAUAAAAGAAUUAAAAUAAG